Molecule: messenger RNA, 948 nt
Organism: Aspergillus terreus NIH2624
Lineage: Eukaryota; Fungi; Ascomycota; Eurotiomycetes; Eurotiales; Aspergillaceae
Exons: 4
Coding region: 1-948 (315 amino acids)
Source: RefSeq, a predicted model, not a curated record
AUGCGAUUCUGCAAAGCACUCGGCCUUCUGGCCUCUCUCCAGCCGGCCAUUGCAAGCUCCCUGAUUGACUUCUCUGCAGCCCGGGGUGACAAUCCGUCAAUGCUUGGGACGAAGAAUCUACAGGCAGAUCGCGAGAACACUAUCACCCCCGACCCGGCUGAUCUGUUCAUCAAGCUGGGGACCGAUCCUCAUGGGACUCCCGCAUUGCAUUUCCAUCGCAUCAAGGACUACAUUCGUGCGGAAUAUCACACCCUUGUGAACAAAAUCGAGGCCGAUAAAACCUACUACAUCGGAUACAAGUUCAAUCUAGGCGCCAUUGAGAAUGAUCUGAUGGUCUUUCAAUUCAAGGCGUACUCGGGGAACACCGCAGAGGGCGGGAAUGCCAAUAUCCCCCUCUCCCUAGAAUUCAAGCAAGGAAUGCUGAACUUCCGCUACCAGAAUGGGUACUCGGGCAAGCGCGAGACCCAGUGGUCUGCCACCCUUAAGACAGACACCGUCUACUCGUUCGGUAUCGUGAUCAACACGGGCAGCCCCGGCUGGGCUGAACUGUACUUCAACGGCGAGAAGCAAACCUUUGCAACGACAGGCACCACCCGGUUAGAAGCCAAUACCUUCCUGGGCCGCAACGAGCCCAAGUUUGGCGCGUACCGUGGAGAGGCAAUCGGCAUCGACAAUUAUGUCUACAACAUCCAGAUUGGAACCGAGUUGAGUGACAUUACCGAGGCCGCUGGCUUGGGAGGAACUGGGUCUACCUGUAGCUGGGAAGGUCACUGCGAAGGUGCCACCUGCUCUACUCAAGAUGACUGCUCUGAUGACUUGACGUGUAAGGAAGGAGUCUGUACGUCCGGCUGCUCGUGGGCUGGUCACUGCGCCGGUGCUUCAUGUAGCUCUCAUGAUGAUUGCUCCGAUAAUUUGGCUUGCAUCAACGCAGUGUGCGCGGCAGAGUGA